Hypanus sabinus (Atlantic stingray) is the source of this 746-nucleotide messenger RNA. It is a transcript of the gene nudt15, whose product is annotated as nudix (nucleoside diphosphate linked moiety X)-type motif 15. Bases 55 to 513 code for a protein of 152 amino acids. Gene Ontology annotation, biological process: dGTP catabolic process. Gene Ontology annotation, molecular function: 8-oxo-7,8-dihydrodeoxyguanosine triphosphate pyrophosphatase activity. Gene Ontology annotation, cellular component: cytosol. The transcript is spliced from 3 exons. The record is from RefSeq and is a predicted model, not a curated record. NCBI's taxonomy places the organism in Eukaryota, Metazoa, Chordata, Chondrichthyes, Myliobatiformes, Dasyatidae.
CCGCGUCGGCCUCUUCGUUUCCGCUUCUUGCCGGAUCUGUCUGAGCGCUUUGUGAUGGCCCAUGCAGGUUGUCCUCCGGUGCGGCGGCCGGGGGUAGGAGUGGCAGCUUUGGUCACCAGCUCGGGCUGGCCUGGCUGCGUACUGCUCGGUAAAAGGAAAAGCUCGUUCGGUGCGGGCACUUACCAACUCCCCGGCGGCCACCUGGAGUUCGGAGAAAGUUGGGAAGAUUGUGCCAAACGGGAGGUUCUUGAAGAGACUGGGCUUCACUUAAAGAAUGUGUUCUUUGCCACGGUUGUAAAUGGUAUCAAGUUAGAAGAAGAUUAUCACUACAUCACAAUUUUCAUGCAGGGAGAAGUAAAUACGGAUUAUGACUCAGAACCAAAGAAUUUGGAACCACAGAAGAAUGAAGGAUGGGAAUGGAUCAGAUGGGAAGACUUUCCACCGGAAGACCAGCUAUUCUGUCCUUUGGCUUGUGCAAGACACGUUUAUCAUCCAUUUCAAGAAAGACUUUAACAUUUUUCUAGAAAUUCACAAUAUGGCAAUGGUAAUCAGUCAUCUUUUUUGUUUAUUAUUGAACAAAGUGUUGGCAAGGACUGUGAAAUCCUGACUGAAGUGAUAAAUUAGAUUGGAAGCAGUAAAUUAGGUUAUCAAUAACACUGAAGCUAUUUUUGGAUGCGUGCUCUCACAUUAAAUAUUGUGAAACAUUUAAAUGUUAAAACAUGCAUUAAAGAAGUAAGUAAAGUUUC